AUGCAUUGUGAAUCUAUUCGCAAGUUUGUCAUUGUCAACAAUGAUAAAACAGCCCUGAAUUCAUCACUGGAUAAUGUUUUUCUUCUUUUUUAUUAUUUUUUUUUACUCUCCCUCUUCUCAUUAUUUCUAUUUUUCUUCUUUUCCUGCUUUUUUUUUAUUAUUUAUUCUUUUUCUCUUUCAUUUGUUUCAUUAUUUCUAAGCUUUCUUUUCUUAACCUCAAUACCUUUUCAUUUUUAUUCUUUAUAUUUUUUUCUUCUUCUUUUUUUUGGUCUUUUUCUGCUCUGUCAUUAUUCCUUUCUCAAUUUUAUUCUCUUUUUUCAUAUUCUCUUAUUCCUUUAUCAUAUUUCUUCCUUUUUUCCAUCCUCUUUUAGUUUUUUCUUCUUUUCCUUUAUCUACCACUCCUAUUCAUUUUUAGCCCUCAACUUUGUUUGUUUGUUUGUUUCUUUCUUUCUUUCUUUCUUUCUUUCUUUCUUUCUGUUUCUCUUUUCUUUUCUAAUUUUCCUUUCCCUUCCCUUUACUCUUCAACCAUUUUUUUUAUGUUAUGCUUCUCUUCAUUUUUAUCUUUUUGCUCUCUCAAUCUUUUUUCUCAAAAAUGCCCAUCCAGACCAGAUCAACAAACAUGUUGGAUUCCAUUUUUCCCCAUUUUAG
Acanthosepion pharaonis is the source of this 648-nucleotide messenger RNA. The record is from the annotation of a GenBank genome assembly. NCBI's taxonomy places the organism in Eukaryota, Metazoa, Mollusca, Cephalopoda, Sepiida, Sepiidae.